Bemisia tabaci is the source of this 993-nucleotide messenger RNA. NCBI's taxonomy places the organism in Eukaryota, Metazoa, Arthropoda, Insecta, Hemiptera, Aleyrodidae. The record is from RefSeq and is a predicted model, not a curated record.
GUCAAUAAAAAACGCGUAUCUGCAUGGACAAAUCAGUAGAAGAUAUGACGCUUCUGAAAUAUGGUUUUUCUUUGCUGGACUCCAUUCAACUGCCGUUUCAGCUGCAAGACCUGCCUCAAAUCCAAGCGCAUCACCGCCUGUCAGUAGAAAACACGGAUCUGCAUGGAAAAAUCAGUUGUACGUCGUUGUGUUGCGGGUGCGGGUACAUCAGCGUCAAGAAGUUGAAGAAAGAUAGGUGCUAUUGCAAGUUCCAGUGGUGCUGCACCGUUAGCAGCGAGACCUGCCUCAAGACUGAGUGGAUCACUGUCUGUCAGACCGUUUGGUCUGAGAGUUUCAAACAUUGGUGCAUUGAGAUACUCCUAGUUUUGAAACGACACCCAGUGAGCGAAUGGUUUAAGAGAUUCACUGAAAAAAAAUGUAAAUGAUUUAUAAAUUCCAGAUUACGUGUGUCGUAAUCUCCAGAAAACCUAGUGGCCAGUUUCUGCCAGUGCUUAUCGCGCUGCAGACAUAAGUGACCCGAUGCAUGCGUAAAACUGAUAGAAAUACAGUACUGAUUACAAGUUUUCCUAGGGAUCAUAUAAAUUAGGAAUUUUUCAACCACUGACACCCUUCUAUAUCCAUGUUGAUGCUUAAAUAGUUCUAAUACUAGCUUCAACAAUUCGUCUACAACUUUGCAACUUUCAUGACCGGGACAAACACCCUCUUGUUAUGCUUCAUCUUUGCACUAGCUUCAACAAUUCGUCUACAACUUUGCAACUCUCAUGACCGGGACAAACAUCCUCUUGUUAUGCUUAAUCUUUGCGUGAAUAGUUCAAACAGAAUAAUAGACGGUUCAUUGAAUAUCUCAGAUUACCAAAGAUAAUACCACAAAUAUCUAGAAAUUCUCCUCAUAACACUUUCCCGCAAGAAGAAACAUUUCUAAAAUAAACCGCUCUUUAUGAAGUUGAAAAGCAGUGAUUUGGAAGCAUUUGUGGGAGCAAGGUAACUCGCUUG